AUGCUAUUCUCCAGGGCGUCCAAGAUACGCGUGUCGCAGCUGAUGCGCCGGCUGCAGUCAACGGCGGUAGGCAGGGCUGCUUCCAGACCGGAGAUGCUGCAGCUGGAGGCAAAACUGGCGGAUGUCAUGAAGGACAAGAAAGAUCUCGGGCGCGUAAUGGCGGCACUGCGGGAGACAGUGCAGGGCGUAGUCGAAUCAGGAGGAUUGUCUGACCGGACGCUAUUGCGCUCCAAUUCGGUGACCAAUGACCUGGGAAAGCUGCUCGAACAGUCAAACAAGCAGCUGCGCGGUGAAAUAGAAACAGACACAGUGCCUCCGACUCCAUACGAGAUUUUAGUUACAUUAGUGGACUUGAAACUUGCCCGGCGGACUCAUUACGAGCAGGUUAUGCAGUAUUUGCUUGCCAAUGGCGAUGCGGAGGCCGCUCUAGGCGUGUGGGUAAAGUACCUUGAAUUCGUGGCCCAGAUGCCGCAGAGGGAGGGCGCCGAGGAAACAUAUGUGAUGGCCUAUGCAUCCAUCGCGUAUUUCUUUUUGGGUGCUGCGGACGUUGACGUUUUGUUGCAGCUACUGAACAGGGAAGCAGGACAGUAUAAAGACAUUCCUCUAUUCAGAAUCGAGCAGCUUCAGUCGCAGAUAGGACUCUCAGAGUCGAACCUGACGAAGGUGCGCGAAAAUUUGGCGGCAAUCCAUAAGCAGCUACUUGUGGAUAAGAAGGGCUACUUUCUGGACGUAAUCUUGCCGGAGUGCUAUUAUCCUCUACUACAUUCCUACUACAAGCGCUAUUCUGAUCUUGAAGGCCUAGUAGACGAAGACUUAGCAGCAGGGUUCAUGAUUAACUUUUCGCGUAUUGGGAAACACACCCUAGCGAUGAAGUGCUAUAAUGAUGCUGUUAAGAAAGCUGGUGGAAAGCCUGGAGUAGUGUUGAAGAAUGCCCUGCUUACUGUCGUUGCCCGUAUGGGGGAAACAGCCAUUAAUAGAGUGAAUGCCACUCGAAGAAUCGAGGCUGUCUGGAAUUCUUACUUUAGAGAGGAUGAUGUUAUUGACGUUUCCUCAUAUAAAGCCUUGCUAAAUGCUUUGAUUAUAUUGAAGCGGUUUGACAAAGUCCAGAGUGUCUGGGAGCUUGAUAUUCCAGAGGAAUUGAAGAAGGACCAUACACUACUGCAGACCUAUCUAGAAGGAUGCGCUCAUCGCACCAACGUUUCCUUGCCUGAACUUUUGAAGCAGCUUCCUGAGGCGGUUACGGACGUCAACUUGGCGAACGCAGUGUUGUUAAAAAUGGCGAACACGAGUGGAAGUGCGUCUAUGUUCGAUUCCUUCUACGAUAAGACAUUUAAGGGCCCGGGCUCUCUAAGGCCAACCCCAUUGACUUUGGCGACUCGUCUCUUGAUGGGUUAUGCCACUGCUUCCGAUCCUGCCAAGUUCAACUUCUUUGACCAUACUCCGAUACCUCGCACGAUGAAGAACGCUGUCGCAGAAGAAUUUUUGAAAAUUUGUUCCGAUAGCGAGGCCAUUAAACGUUUCUAUGAAUCUUCGAAGGCUUCUCUGAAACUCGACGUGUUCAGUUCUCGUCGCGUGGGGAAAAUCAUCGAGGCAUCGUUUAACAUUGGGGACUGGAAGACAGCCGAAGCUAUCUUUAAGGACCACAUAACCACGUCGAACGCCAAAUCGCAAAUCAAUGUACACACGUUGCUACCGCUGAUUGCAGGGUUCUCGAACCUAAUUUUGCGUAACAAUGAGCCAAGUUUCCUUUCCAAGUUGGAUACUUAUUGGCAACUGGCGUCGAGAGUUUACAAGACAAUACCCUUCGAAUUUCUCAACAAGACCGCGACCGCCGUUGCCUCGCUGUGUCUAAAGGAAGCUAAGCUUACCGAUGAGCAUUACAAUUUCAUUAAUGCAGUCGUUAUGUCCGAGCUUGCAAGAUCUAAAAAAGAUCAUGGGUACGUUCUAAACGCCAGAAUUUACCAUAGUAUUACUAAAGAUCAAAAAAUUAGCGUUCCGCCGGAAUUGUUGUAA
Molecule: messenger RNA, 2013 nt
Organism: Eremothecium gossypii ATCC 10895
Lineage: Eukaryota; Fungi; Ascomycota; Saccharomycetes; Saccharomycetales; Saccharomycetaceae
Gene: MSC6
Product: Msc6p
Exons: 1
Coding region: 1-2013 (670 amino acids)
Molecular function (GO): protein binding
Source: RefSeq, marked provisional